UUGAUUAUCAAGAAAUGAGGCCAAACAGGGGCUGUCUUCACGCUGAACUCUAUUCUUUAUGAUAAAUUCCCCCAAGUAGCCAUCCCUAGUAAUACCUGCUGACUGCUGUUCACCAAACUAACCAUAACAAGCCGACAGUAGCAUAGAAAGUGUAUUACCAGAUCCCAUCAAAUUCAAGCACAACCCAUGGCGGACGAAUUCACGGAAGAAGAAUCCUACUCCUCCAUGUUACUCAUAAAGCUUAUGAGCAAAAGAAGAACAUGGGUUUGUCUAUUUGUUGCUGUUUACACGAUUUUACUAUACCUUUCUUGGAAUUUUUUAAAAUCUGUACUUUCUUGGUAUGAAUCGACCAUGUUUAGGGCAACUGCUGCUUCGGGGUGGACAGUUUUGUCUGUAUCGGUGGUUUUGGGGGUGGCGUUUGGGGUUCUGUCGGUGGUGGCCGCCUUGGCCGUGGCGGUGCCGGCAACUCUGGUGACGUGGAUCACUUUGCUUGUGCUUUUGACUUUUUGUGGGAAGCCCAGAAGGGAUUUGGUGGUGGAGGGGAGGAAAUUGACGGCUGAGAUUAUUGGGUUUGUGGUGAAGGUUUUAAUUAGGGAAGGCAAUGUUGUGGCUGCAAUUUGUGCUGUUAUUGGGUAUUUUGUACUUGUUAGGAGAAGUAAGGAGGGUGUUGGGUCAGAUUUUGAGUGAUGAACAUAAGGUUUUGGUUCUUGGGCACGAAGCUCGAGGAGCUUGAUUGCACGAUCUGGGAUCAUUUGUCGAUAACAGUUAAGGUGAUAGAUCUAGAUCGAAAUUUUGAAACUCAUGUCCAUUAUCGAUUAAUAGCUGGCUUGAAGCAUCUGUCAUUCGACAAACAUGUCGACACUCGACAUUACCCCACACCGUUUUAACCUUUGAGAAACUUGGUAGGAUGAAAAUUAGAAAUUUUGUAAGUUCUUUGUAAAUUUCUUGUGGUGUAAUAUUCCUUUGUUGUUGUAAAAGGAAGUGAAAAUAUGAGGCGUUUCUUGCUAAAGAUUGUAGAAAGCUUUGGUAUUGACAUUCAUUUUCCAACUAAUAUUUCAUUCUUA
Molecule: messenger RNA, 1064 nt
Organism: Olea europaea var. sylvestris
Lineage: Eukaryota; Viridiplantae; Streptophyta; Magnoliopsida; Lamiales; Oleaceae
Exons: 1
Coding region: 187-687 (166 amino acids)
Source: RefSeq, a predicted model, not a curated record